Ostreococcus lucimarinus CCE9901 is the source of this 798-nucleotide messenger RNA. RefSeq lists its product with no specific name. The record is from RefSeq and is a predicted model, not a curated record. NCBI's taxonomy places the organism in Eukaryota, Viridiplantae, Chlorophyta, Mamiellophyceae, Mamiellales, Bathycoccaceae. Bases 1 to 798 code for a protein of 265 amino acids. Gene Ontology annotation, molecular function: D-ribulose-phosphate 3-epimerase activity; metal ion binding. Gene Ontology annotation, biological process: pentose-phosphate shunt; carbohydrate metabolic process; pentose-phosphate shunt, non-oxidative branch. The transcript has a single exon. Gene Ontology annotation, cellular component: cytosol.
AUGUUGUCCGCGUCUUCGUUUACCGGCGUCAAGGUGUGCGCGCGCGCGAGCCAAAACAACCGCACGCGCGGUGCGCGCCAAAGCGUGCGCGUCAGCGCGAACGCCAAGGUGGACGCGUGCGAUAAAAACAGCAUCAUCGUGUCCCCGAGCAUCCUGAGCGCCAACUUCGCGAAGCUCGGCGAGGAGAUCCAAGCGAUCGAUAAGGCUGGCGCGGAGUGGGUGCACGUGGACGUCAUGGAUGGGAGAUUCGUGCCGAACAUCACGAUCGGACCGUUGGUCGUGGACGCGAUUCGACCGGUGACGGAUAAGGUGCUGGACUGCCACUUGAUGAUCGUGGAGCCGGAGCUUCGCGUGGCGGAUUUCGCGAAAGCGGGCGCGGAUAUCAUCUCCGUGCACGCCGAAGGCGCGGCGACGAUUCACUUGCACCGCACAAUCAACCAAAUCAAGGAUUUGGGGUGCAAGGCGGGCGUCGUGCUCAACCCGGGGACGCCCGUGAACGUGCUCGAGUACAUCAUCGAAGAGGUCGACUUGAUCCUCGUCAUGUCCGUCAACCCGGGCUUCGGCGGUCAAUCGUUCAUCGAAUCUCAAGUCGAGAAGAUUGCGCAAAUCAAGAAAAUGUGCGUCGCCAAGGGUGUGAACCCGUGGAUCGAAGUCGACGGUGGCGUGUCCCCGGCAAACGCGUACAAGGUGAUCGAAGCCGGCGCCAACGCCCUCGUCGCCGGCUCCGCCGUCUUCAACUCUCCGGACUACGCCGCGGCGAUCGCGGGCAUCAAGGCCAGCAAGCGCCCGGGUGCUUAA